AUGUCCAAAGGCAGGCUACAAGCUUUGGCUGAGCUGAAGCGACUCAAAGAGUCUGGUAAGAAGCGGAGUUACGAAGUCGAAGAUGAUGACGAUAUUUAUGACCUCGUAGACAAUGCUGAAUAUCAACAGCACCAGAUGGAACGUCUUCAACAAGAUGAAUUCGUGGUAGAUGACAAAGGUGAGGGUUAUGCUGAAGAUGGUGCUUACGAAUGGGAAAACCACGAAUAUGCCAAUGAUUCUGAUGAUGAAGGAGAUAAAACACAACGAGUCUCAAAGAAGGUUAAAGUGGACAAGACGGCUAAGCCCAAGAACAACAGAGACGUCAAUGAUUUAUUCAAGAGAGCUGCUGCUGUUUCUAAACCAGCACCUAGGGUGAGUACUACUUAUUGCUCAAUUUCAAAGUACGCGAUUUAG
Messenger RNA from Sugiyamaella lignohabitans, 414 nucleotides. RefSeq lists its product as uncharacterized. The record is from RefSeq and is a predicted model, not a curated record. NCBI's taxonomy places the organism in Eukaryota, Fungi, Ascomycota, Dipodascomycetes, Dipodascales, Trichomonascaceae. Gene Ontology annotation, cellular component: alpha DNA polymerase:primase complex. The transcript has a single exon. Gene Ontology annotation, biological process: leading strand elongation; mitotic DNA replication initiation; lagging strand elongation. Gene Ontology annotation, molecular function: DNA replication origin binding; pyrimidine nucleotide binding; chromatin binding. The coding region runs from base 1 to 414 and encodes 137 amino acids.